Molecule: messenger RNA, 1212 nt
Organism: Schistosoma spindalis
Lineage: Eukaryota; Metazoa; Platyhelminthes; Trematoda; Strigeidida; Schistosomatidae
Source: the annotation of a GenBank genome assembly
ACAACUCACUGACCGAGAUCGGCUACCCCGGUGCUUUCAUUAAGAAGUACAUGUAUGAUAUAAUAAAGAAGUCGGAGAUUUCGACUGUUCGUAAGAAACCUUUAUACAUGAAACUACAAUUCAACGGGGAUGUGGCUAGUGAUACUCUGAAAUAUAGGUUAACGAAAGUAAUCAACAGAACAUUUUACGCAGCCAAUCUUGCGUUGACUUUCUCUUGUCGACCAGCGAUGUCUACUCAAACGAAGGAUAAGUUACCUGAGUUGGCCUCCUCAAUGUGCAUUUACAAAUUCAGCUGCUCCUGUGGAGAUAGCUAUAUCGGGCGUACUACCAGGCAACUUAACCAACGAAUGAAUGAACAUCUACCAACUUGGUUCAUAAACGGCCAGAUAAAAACAGUACGCAGUUCAAUCCUGGCGCAUCUUAUUGAUAGUGGUCAUGCGGUAGAUAAAUCGAAAUCAUUUCGAGUGAUCUAUCGUAUACCCCCAUCAUUUCCCAAUGGAGUUCGUUCCCGUCUCCUACAUAUAGCUGAAGCCAUAGGAAUCCGUACGUAUAACCCCAAUCUAUGUGUACAAAAGAAAUUUGUAACCCCCCUAUCCCUUCCAUGGCCAGUGAUAACUUAACUAACGAUUAAUUUUUUUUUUUUUAUUUCUUUAUGAUUACUAUUAUUAUUAAUAUUCUAUCAUUAACCUUAUUUACUUAUCCAUUAUUUGUUUGGAAUUAUUCGCCUCUUUACAUUUGCAUUCUUCACUAUCUAAUUAUUUACACACUUCUUAUUACGUAAUGAUUUUAAUGUUUUGUGAUAACUACUCCAUUUACCCAUGUUUGACCUACUAUUUCCAAUGUUUAACUAUUGAUAAGACUUUUGUUAUCGUAUUUUAUUAUUCCUACCUACUAUCAGUACACCUGUCUUCCUACUAUCAACUUGUACUUUUAUCUAUUAUGUGUGAUGACUUAUCCCAUUUCAUUAUAAUUACUGACCCGAAAUUGCCUUGAUUGGUUUAACAUUUUCGUAUAAAUAUUACUGUAUAUUAGAGUAAAGCCUGAUGAUGAUCUAAUUGAAAACAAUUGUUCACUUAUAUGUGUUGUACUAUAUUUCUAACUUUUCUCAAAUUUUAUUGUAACCCUUAAAAUGUAUUUAUCUUCAUGCGCUUAAAAUCUGUCACUGAUUUUUUUUAUAAUACGUAAACGUUGCUGGUAUUGUUUUGUUACUGU